Messenger RNA from Linum trigynum, 2279 nucleotides. The record is from the annotation of a GenBank genome assembly. Lineage: Eukaryota; Viridiplantae; Streptophyta; Magnoliopsida; Malpighiales; Linaceae.
GCAAAGUACAUAUAUAUAAUAUAGGGUUAAUAUAUUUCUCUGGCCCGAACUUUCCACAAAUUUAACAUCCUGGCCAAUCCUUUGAGUAAUUAAUAUCGUGGCCUGAACUUAUCAUAUACUUUACUAAUUUAGCCAAUUCCGACCUUUGACCGUUAGUUCUGACGGUCAAGCCCGUUGACUAACGGUCAACCCGCCACGUCAUCGCCAACUAAGCAUCUUUUAACCUAAAAUAAUCUGAUUUUUCACAUAAUCCCAUUUAACUUUUCGUUUUAAACAAAAUUUAAAAAAAAAAAACCCUCUCUCUUAAAUCGCAGAACAAUUGCCCCACCCCCAAAUUCGAAUACCCUAAUUCCCUUUCCCUCUACUCUCCAUUUCAUCCCCGACAUCUAGCAUCGCCGUGGAAAUAGCAGCGGCGGCCGGUUCCUAUGCGUCGUCGCCGACCCGUCUCUUUCGCCGCCGUGCCAUCUCUGUUGCCGCCGUACCAUCUCUGAACCCCAAGACGUUGAAGCAUGUCGAGGAAAAGCGGUAAAAUCGCCGGCGAGGUUUCCACAUCUUCCGGAUCGACUAACACAACCACGAUCUGGUUGCUGUGGUCCCUUGCUUGUGUGGCCCCGUCGUCGUCGCUUUCUCCCACCCGCUCUCAAUCGACAGAAACAAGAACUGGGGGCGACAGCGACAACUCGAAAUCUUCAAAUGGGUUCGGGGAGUGGAAGGGAAUUGAAUCGGAGUUUGAGGAGGGAACGGAAUCGACUGCGGCGGCGACUUUACAGGACCGGCCGCCGCUGCGACUUCAUCGAAGGAUGGAGGGAGAAUGGGUUCGUCGGAGGGGAAGGUUUUCGAAAAUAAGUGGCUGGGGUGAAAUGGUAGGGAAUACAAAGCGUCCUGAUAAGCUUUUUUUUUAAUUUUGGUUAAAUGAAAAGUUAAAUGGGAUUAUGUGGAAAAUCAGAUUAUUUUAGGUUAAAAGAUGCUUAGUUGGCGAUGACGUGGCGGGUUGACCGUUAGUCAACGGGCUUGACCGUCAGAACUAACGGUCAACGGUCGGAAUUGGCUAAAUUAGUAAAGUAUAUGAUAAGUUCAGGCCACGAUAUUAAUUACUAAAAGGAUUGGCCAGGAUGUUAAAUUUGUGGAAAGUUCGGGCCAGAGAAAUAUAUUAACCCUAUAAUAUAUGUAAACUGAAUUAUUAAACAGGAAACUGAAGCAAGAAAAAAAAAGCUAUAUUAAUAAUGUUUAGUUAAUCCUUCUCUUGCUUGUGUUUGUUGCUCCUAAUGCAGUUAUGAGGGUGUUUAGGGUUUGGAGUAGCAUAAUCAUGAUCGUGAUUUUGUUCUAUUUGAAGAAGGUGGAAAGAAGAAUGGAGGAUUUAUAAACGUAUUUAUCGAUAAUUUGAAAGGUGGUGUGAUCAUUAGAACAUGAUUGUGGAUCUUGUACCACGGUCUUAAACUUUCUAUCAUCGAACAUCGAUUUCAGAGAGGUUAUACUAUAUAUUCGCACAAAAUCCUCCGUGAUCAUAUAAAUACACCUUAUCAACACAUAUAUAUUGCUCAGAACCCAUCCAAAAAACAUCUUUCACAAUCACACGCCAUAUCAAUGCAAACGGAUGACAACCUACAUUCCUGCCUAUUUAUUGUCAGUCAGUGGCGGACCUAAGGCAAGGGAGGGUGUGUAGUCCGACACACUCUCGCUCGAGAAUUUUGUGAAGGACCUACAUAUUUUUGGUACAAAAUUUUUUAUUUCGAGAUAACCGACACACCUUCAAUAAUUAUAGCCGACACACUUUCAUUAUACUCGAAGAAUUUAUUAUCCGAAUGAAUCGGUCUUAAUCAUGGUAUUUUUUUUACAUAAUCUUCACAUAAUAUAAGGUGUGUUUUGUUGCACUUGCACCUUCCCAACAAAGGAGCAUAGAGAGGGCAAGUCAGCGGCAUCUGUAUGUUAGAAUAAAGUUUUCAACUUUUAAUGAUUGCAAAGAGCCAAUUACAAAACAGAAGUGUCAAACUCGAGCUAGCUGUUAGAUUCCUUAAUACCCUUUGCCCUUUAAACUGUAAAUAAAUCUGUUAUGAAGAUACGCAGCAAUACUUUUUAUAAUUUUUAUUAUUGAGGAUGUGAUUCAAAACUUGGACAGUAGCUGUUAAAAAGAAUAGGACAUGUAGUCUUGAUCUGAUCCUUGCUUGGCGGAUGUAAGGGGGAGUGAAUUCCCUUGUCCAAGAUCUCGAUUUUUUUCGAAACGCCUUUUCGAUCUCUUUCUCGGUAUCGAUAUACCUUUCGAAUAAAUGAGAUUAAUGACA